Molecule: messenger RNA, 555 nt
Organism: Gigantopelta aegis
Lineage: Eukaryota; Metazoa; Mollusca; Gastropoda; Neomphalida; Peltospiridae
Exons: 1
Coding region: 1-555 (184 amino acids)
Source: RefSeq, a predicted model, not a curated record
AUGCGGAAACUAGCAGGAACUAGCUGGGGAGCAAAUGAGACAAUCCUCAAGAGAGUAUAUCAAGGAACUGUACGGCCGCAUCUUGAAUACGGCUCAUCAGCCUGGUCAACCACUGCAAAGACCAACCAGCAAGCUUUAGACAAGGUUCAAAACCAAGCUCUGCGAAUCAUAACGGGAUCCAUGAAGUCUACACCCAUUAAAGACAUGGAAAAAACUGCAGCAAUACAACCCCUUGGUGAGAGGAGAGAUGCCAAGAUCAUGAUCCAGGCAGAGAAAUUCAGGUACCUGCCCAAUCAUCCAAUGAAACAAAGAAUGGAUUGGUCUGACAAAGAAUCCGUCUCAAACGUAGCAGUUUCAUCCACCAAAGUAGAAGACUUACUAGAGAACACCAAGCUAACCCGUUACCAAGACACUUCCAUUUUGCCCAACAGAUCUUCACAACCAGGAAUGAUGAACAAGCCAAUCUACAGAUCAGCAUGUCUGUCCACAGUUGGCUUCAGCAGACUCCCAAAACGACCUGGUCAAACGGUCACUGGCAAUGGCUAUGAUCAGUGA